AUGGCAGAAAGAGAGUCACAUCUGUGGUUGGAAUGCAGGCACAUCAUCGACACAAAAGGUGUGAAAUUAGAAUCUCCGGGCUUCCCAGAAUCCUACCCGUCAAACCAUCAAUGUGUGUAUAUCAUCCGCUCUCCCCCGGAAGAAACGGUGACACUGACCUUUCACAAAUUCAAAUUAGAGAAAGGGGAAAACUGCCAGUACGAUUAUGUUAAGAUCAAAGAUGGUGAAAGUGCAGCCGCUGAUGUUUUGGAUAAAUUGUGUGGCGUUCAAGACAACAAGACGUACAAGUCUAGUGGGAGGUCACUUCGAUUGGAUUUUGUCACUGAUGUUGGUGUCAGUUUUAUGGGAUUCAGUGCCACGUAUACUUUCUCAAAUUGUCCUUUACGGUGUUACAAUGGUGGGACCUGCCAUAAUAAUACAUGCAAAUGUUCAUACGGUUAUCAGGGCCCCCAGUGUCAAUACCACAAGAGCUGCAAAGAUAAACCUUGCGAAAAUAAUGCCACAUGUUCAGAGAGGAGAAUUGGUUAUCAUUGUCACUGCACAACUCAAUACACCGGAUACAAUUGUGAAAGAAAAAAAUAUGAAGUAAAGCUGACUGGCAGAGAACGUGUUCAACGAAGGGACAACGUGGAAUUUAAAUGUUUCUUGAAUGGGAAAGCAGCGAGAAAUGCCAAAUGGUUUUUCAACGAAAACAGGCUUCAGGUCCAUACAAAUGACCGCGCCCAAAUUGAUAAACAUGUUUUAUAUAUUCACCAUGUAACCGAGGAAGACGAAGGCGACUAUUUAUGUGCAGUCUACAAGGAUGACAACGCUUAUUACGACGUUAAAAAACUGAAGGUCAGCGCUCGAUGCCGUUUGAGGGUUGAGGAGGCAAGAAAUAUCACGGUCAGUUCAAACCAAACAGCGAGACUAUUUUGUCCGAUUCGUACGCACCACGGUGUAAAGGUCAGCUGGAAAAAGAAUGGCCACCCCAUCAGACUGAGUUCACGAAAAGUUGCUGCAGGGCGGACAUUGAAAUUCGAAUCCGUUAUUUCAGUAGAUGAAGGCAAGUACACAUGUAUAGCUGUGGGACCAAAUGGUUGCUCUGCCAAAGCAGAUGUUUGGCUGACAUAUGAAAGGAAAGAUAUACCUCAAGAAUGUGGUAGGAAUAAUUUCCAUAUGCAUGACCACGGACUCUUGGCCAAAAUCAAGAGUGGUCACCGUGCGGCCUUGGGUUCAGCUCCAUGGUUUGUCAAUUUUGUUGAAGCAGCCGUCACGAAGUCGUUUUGUGGCGGGACGUUAAUUAGCCGAACUCAUAUCGUGACUGCUGCUCACUGCAUCAAACUGUUUAAAGGACCAUUCGACAACGCCAAUGUUCAUGUCUAUCUGGGCACCCAAAAUUGUUCGGGCCUCGGUGGCAUCAAGGUGCAAAUAAAGAAAGUCACAGUGCACCCACGAUAUAACCAAUCGUCACUUUUUGACAGCGACAUCGCUAUUGUUGAGUUGCAAGAAAAGUUGUAUUUCAACAAAAUCAUCCAGCCUCUCUGUUUGGUCGACAGUGCUGUUGUCGAAGAAGUUGCUUUUUAUUCUGGCGUCUUCGGAACCGUUGUCGGUUGCGGGAUGACAUCCACUGGCUAUCACCCACAUCAUCUGAACGAGGUGAAAGUCCCGUACGUCUCGAAUGAGAGCUGCCGAUCAACUCUUCAUGUUGGUCAUAACAUCACUUCCAAAAUGUUCUGCGCUGGUUCGAUCCAGGCCCACCAGGGAGAUUCAUGCCAAGGAGAUAGCGGCGGUCCGUAUGCAGUGCAACUACCCAGCUCCUCCCGUUGGAUACUCGUUGGAAUAGUGUCUUGGGGAUACAAAUGCGACCAGAGCGACUCUUACGGUGUCUACACAAAUGUCGGCCAAUUCUUCGAUUGGAUUACUCGCAUUAUGUCGGAACCGUAA
This is a messenger RNA of Acanthosepion pharaonis, 1926 nucleotides long. Lineage: Eukaryota; Metazoa; Mollusca; Cephalopoda; Sepiida; Sepiidae. The record is from the annotation of a GenBank genome assembly.